Molecule: messenger RNA, 1694 nt
Organism: Chilo suppressalis (striped riceborer)
Lineage: Eukaryota; Metazoa; Arthropoda; Insecta; Lepidoptera; Crambidae
Source: the annotation of a GenBank genome assembly
CACCAGGAGACACGCACGAGUGUGGAAGUACACCACCGAAAUAACUAAGAUUUCACCCUCCCACCGAAAAUGUGAUAAAUCUUAAACAACGGCCAGAAUUAAAGCAGAUUUUGUCAACAUGCGGAGGAAAAUGUACAUAUUUUUGUUAGUAAAUCUAGUACUUUCCACGGAUCUCGCCCUUGGGAGUCCAAACAACAAAAAAAUUGGAAAUAAAAUACCACAAAAUAAACACGUCAGUAAAGACGAAACUAAGAAUGAGCGCUCCAAGAGAGCCCUCCUUGAAGAGGAAGAACAUCCCUUUUGGCCUAACAGGGGUAAGAAAGAACUAAUUAAUUCAGACUCAGAAAAUGAACAAUUUUGGGCCACCAGGGGCAGGCGGGAAUCUUCAGAAGAAAACUACAUGGAAGACAAAACUUACACCCCUCAAAAGGGAAGACUUUGUAAAAACUGCUACCCAAUCGGAAAUUCUGAUGCGAUUUAUGGAAAUAUGAAGCACACGAGAGAUGACACCUCACCAUUUUGGGGCAUGAGGGGCAGACGUGAUUCUGAUGAAGUGGAAGAAGAUCUUUUCUGGGGCAGCAGGGGCCGAAGGCACGAAGUCGAGCCUUUCUGGGGAAACCGGGGAAGGCGAUAUGAGGAUACACCGUUUUGGGGCAAUAGAGGAAGGCGGGAAGAAGAACCUUUCUGGGGCAAUAGGGGCAGACGUGAGGAAUCACCUUUUUGGGGCAAUCGUGGAAGACGGGAAAAUGACGAGCCCUUUUGGGGAAACAGAGGCCGGAGGGAGGAACCCGUAGUGGGGCCAGGGAAUAGAGUUCGGCAGGAAGAUUACGAACCAUUCUGGGGAAAUCGUGGUAGAAGAAAAGAGUCGGAAUCCUUUUGGAGCAGUCGCGGCAGACGCAAGCAGGACCUGAAAGAAGCUAUACUUAACGCCAUAAGUGUUGUCGAAAAAGACAUUGAAAAUUUAUCACGUCUAAGGAGAAACAGCGACGACCAGGACACAUUUUUGGACAACAAAUCUAAAGAGAGACGACUCCAGCAUUUAGUCAACGAUCCGUUAAGAACACACCAAAGCUUUUUGAAAACAAACGAAGACCCGGGAACUUUAUUGGAUAACACGAUGUAUGUUGAGCAACCGCACUAUGUCGUAGUCGAAAGGAGCAGUCGCUCAUCAGCUGAAGACGAUCCAUUCUUCAUAUCUCGAGGAAAAAAGUAUUUCUUGAACUUCGAUUUGGAAAAGGCUGUGAGAGACCGGCGCGGGGCCAUAGAAGAAAUCGUGAAGUCAGUCAGAAACGACCCUUUUUAUAUUGCGCGAGGCAAAAAGGAUGCAGAGUUUGAUAAGAAAGGCAACUCCACAAAGGCAAUGUCCACUUUGUCUCGCGAGGAGUUUCUCAAGGCGAGAGAACUUAUUUGUUCGACUAUUGACUUGAUCGCAAAUAAAAAUGGGAAAAAUAAACGUAACACCUCACUCCAGAAGCUGGCGGCUCAACUACAGAUGGACCCUUACUACGUGAGCCGUGGCAAGAAGACUGAUACCACUAACUCUGACAGUUUGGAGGAUUUCAUUAAUGAAGUGGCUGCUAAAUGUAAUUGAAAAUUAACAAGGAUUUAAGUAUAACACUUAAAACGAAAACCAGGUACUCGAAAUGUAAAAUGUUGUUGUUUUCAAUACAAUGAUAUAAUUUAUUAAAACAAAC